Contarinia nasturtii (swede midge) is the source of this 4018-nucleotide messenger RNA. It is a transcript of the gene Rab3-GAP, whose product is annotated as rab3 GTPase-activating protein regulatory subunit. The record is from RefSeq and is a predicted model, not a curated record. The transcript is spliced from 10 exons. Gene Ontology annotation, biological process: regulation of GTPase activity. Bases 84 to 3977 code for a protein of 1297 amino acids. NCBI's taxonomy places the organism in Eukaryota, Metazoa, Arthropoda, Insecta, Diptera, Cecidomyiidae.
AAGAAUAGAUUUUCGUUGUCUAACAUUGAUUUGUGUUUAAUUUGUUUUCAAUUCAGUUUCAUCUGUCUUAGAAUUUAGUUAAAAUGGUGUUAGAAAUAAAAUCAAUUUGUUGUGUUGAAAGUUUAAGGAAAAUACCCGAAAUAUUUGGUUUACAAAAAGAUAGCAAUUGGUUAAAUAGUGUUCGUUAUACGUUAUCUGUGAAAACGGGUUGUCUGGUGUUUGCUUAUCGGACAAAAAUUAUUGUUUUAUCAUUGAAAUGGGAUUCACGUUUGCAUCAAUCAAAAUAUUCAAUUACCUGGUCCGAUGAGCUACCUCCAUACGAUGACAUUACUGCCGUCCUUUGUUUACCCAUCACAAAUGAAGCCGAAGAAAUUGUGGCUGGAAUUCUAAUUGGAUUCAACUCAGGAUUGUGCCAGUUGAUCACGACCCGUGGUCAAGUUAUUAUAUCACAGCAAUGGUACCCAGAAGCUGUGCAAAGUAUACAAUUGCCCAAUGAAAAGAAAUCCAUCGAAGAAAUUUAUGUGAUGUAUAAAACAUGUGUGUGUAUUUUACAAAGCAAACAAUUGAUGCAAUCGCUCAGGAACGUCGAGAAAUUGAAUAGAACAAAUAGUCUGUUGGGAAGUGUUGCAUGUCGGGUGUGGAAGUAUGAUGACUCAUACGGACGUUCGGAAGUUGUUCAUAGUUCAGUUAUUGGAUCGAAAAAAAUUGGUUUGUUCGACCAUUUAUUGGCGGCAAGCAUGGAAGGUGGAUUUUAUGCAUCGUAUAAAAGUUCAGCACCACAACAAAUGGCCGUUUUAUCGGUUGGAAUGAGGCCAUUUGCUGCAUUUUAUUAUGCCAAAGAAAUUAUCGUUCAACCUUUAGUAUCGGUGGCAAUUGUUCAGGCUGUUGCUAGUCAAGUGAAAAAUGCUUUACCCUCAUGGUUUCCCGGGGCAGCUCAAAAGCCCCAAUCCGUAUCAGAGCCAGCUCCGCAAAUCUCAACUGAAUCAAUGAUACUUCGCUAUGGUUUUUACGACGACCAUCGAACCGGACAUCGAAUUUGGUUGUCACCGUAUAAUCGUUUAGCAGCUGUUUCCGACAACUUGGGUCGUGUAAUUCUGGUGGAUUGUCAAUAUAAUGUGGUGCUACGUGUUUGGAAAGGUUACCGUGAUGCACAGUGCAGUUUUAUGAAAGUCGAUGAAAAAAUCUCCAGAACUUCAACGCAACAAAAACGACGACACGCUUUAUUCAUAGCAAUAUACUCUCCAAAGCGUUCCACUGUUGACAUUUGGAAUGUAGAACGUGGAAGAAAGUUGGCUGUGUUUCCGGCCGGUCCAAAUGGCCAAUUAAUUCAACAAAAUUCGUAUUCAACCGUUUCCAGUGCGGCAAGUUCUAGUACAAGUUCGGUUGUAUUGAAACCAGCUUACCAUUCAUCGACCGGUGCAUUCUUUUUGAAUCCAACAGAUCUUACGAUUAAAGAGCUUGCCAUACCAUUUCAUUAUGCGCUUGAUGCAUCGAAUACGAAAAAAUCCAAAGAUAUUCAUAUUAUAAAUCAAAUUAAAGCCGACCUCAAAACAAUUGAUCAAGAAAAUAUGUCCGAAUUGGUCGAUCUAUGUGAUAGCAUCCAAAUGAAUGAGAUGCGAUUUAAAUGCAUCGGAUCGUUAAUAAAAAGUCGAUACUUGACACCCGAAAUAUUUUCGAUCAUUUUAAGCACAUUUUUAAAGAGCAUCGAAGGAACACCAGAGACUUCAGAUCAAGAAGAUGAAUCAACACCAACCACGGUGGAAAAUGAUUCGUAUAGCGAUGCACGCUUGUCAAAAUUUCUGCAUAAAUACGAAAGACUGUUAUUGUUUUACAACGGAAUGAAACAGAAAGCAACGCACGAUGACUUGAACGAUUCGGAUGAAGUUAGAGAAUCUGAAUUUGAGGACAUUUUAAAGGUUAUUGAACAGUACAAGGGGUGUUUGACAUUCAAAAAGUCGAAAAAAGUUUCCAUUCUGAGUCCAUCAUCUUCGAACAAUAAUUUUAUCGAAUAUCUAUCAGUUUUUGAUGCAUCGGGUGAUCACAUUCGAUUGCAUGAAUCCAAAAGUGUUCGAUUCACCUCGGUUGGCUUUGAUCUAUUCGAUAGUUUUAUCAAACAUCAUACGACUUUUGAUGGAUUUUAUAAACUUGCAACGAUUUCCACUUUGAAGAAUAAAAUACUGUUGCGACUAUUUUUAAGGUACUGGAUGGAAAAUGACAUUGCGUAUGAUGAUAAAAAUGAAGUAAUCCAUCAUUUGGUUAGUUUUACGCACAUUGUCCAAACCAUUUGUGAUCUGGAUCGUGGAUGCGCCGAACAUCAGUACAGUGCCCUAUCACCGUGGUGGCAAAAUAUUCGUGAGAUGCUACUUCAAUGCUCGAAUGUAUUUAAAUCCCUUCUGGCAGCGCUUUUAUGUCGGGAUUUAUCGGUUUUGUAUCGCCAGAAAGAGGGACAAGACAGUACUGGCGAAGAUGAGGUCUGGGAGCAAGUAUCUCAGGAAAUUGCGCAAUGGUCUCUUUUAAUUGGAAAAUUGGAUGACAUUGCUGCGUUGAGUUCAAUUCUCUCGUUCACUCCGAAAGUCACUUCGCCUGCUGCUGAUGUGGUUGUGCUUGACUACACCAUACCUGACAUAAGUUUAAUGACAAUUUUCAGCGGUGGUAAUGGCAUUGUAUCUGAAUUAGUCGCCAAGUGGAUUGCAUCAACUGGAGUAAAGGCGAGCGCACUUUUCACUCCCGUCAACGAAGAGGAAUUAACCGAACAAUAUACACCACAUUCAGCGGUUACGUAUUUUGAUCUCUUACGUAAACAUUUUCCAUUCAGUCUUCGACCUGGAGCUUUAUUUGUCCACUUAGCAUGGGAAUAUGCGAAUGCAUGGAAUAAUAAUACGGAAAAGUUUGAAUACCUCAAGACUUCCCUUGAGUAUUUGAAUUUAUUCGAGAAACCAGAUUUCGCUUUGAAACAUGGCAUUUGUUGCAUUAUUUGGAACAAUAUUUUGAGAAAGUACAUUCAAACGUCGAUGAAACUUUUGAAUAACAUCGGCCGAAACAGCGAAGAAUCAAAAUCACUCUCAACAUUUAAUGACACGAUGAUCCCUGAAUUCGUAACGCACUGUAAUAAGUUCAUCGAUAUGAUGUCCGAAACUAUGGUCAGUCAACUGGUUGAAUUGAAAUUUGAAGUGCUGCUACAAGAUGGUACCGAGCCCGCAUUAACAUCGCAAGCAAAUAAACAGCGUCGCGCGAAUACACAAAUCGUUGAACUUCAUUCACAACUGUUAGAGGUGAUGUUGAUCAUUUCUUCAUUGAAUGUGAGUGUGAAAGGCACCAUGAAUUCAUUGUUCAAUGAAGUGUCACGUGAACUAUUGGCAUGUGACAUUAGCAAAGAGUUGAACGAAUCGAUUUCAAGGCCAGACGAAGCAAUUAACAAAUCUCGCAGGCAUUUCCUACAUCGAACCAUAAAUGUGGCCGUAGACCUGAUACGAAAGGACUUUCAAGAUGUAUAUUUAACUGAUUUCAAUUUGUGGAUUGAAAAAGUGAUGCUGUUAGCCAAAAAAUGGACAUUGAAUCAGGAGGAAUUAGUCAAAUAUCAAGUAGUUCAAUUGUAUACGCGUGGUUGGGACGAAUGUGCCGAAUCAAAAAUAAAAGAAGUUUCACAACUAUCGUCGAUCGGAAAAAUAUUGCUGUCGAUCACAGGCACCCGCCUUAAUAAUUUCGUCAAAGAUAAACCCGAUUUAUAUUCAAGAGUCUUGACCAGCGGAACUCGCGUGAGCUCGUAUUUAGAACAAUUGGAUGAAUCGUCAUUAAAAUUGCCAGCUCAAUCCGAAGAAGUAGACGAUUUGACCUAUAUUAAUCGAUUACAACGACUUGCAAAAAAGACCUACGAAUGUUUGGCCAAACAAGAGAGUUCCGAACUAAAAUUAGCGGCCCAGUUGCAUGAUGCUUGUGCUGAAGUUAAGGAAUACCUCAAUUCAAUCGAAGCCCCCUAGAUUAUUCCAAUGAUGAAAUAAAUUCAAUUACUGUUAUAUUU